Messenger RNA from Rhodotorula toruloides NP11, 3813 nucleotides. RefSeq names its product WD repeat protein 24. The transcript is spliced from 11 exons. The record is from RefSeq and is a predicted model, not a curated record. Gene Ontology annotation, molecular function: protein binding. Lineage: Eukaryota; Fungi; Basidiomycota; Microbotryomycetes; Sporidiobolales; Sporidiobolaceae. The coding region runs from base 1 to 3813 and encodes 1270 amino acids. Gene Ontology annotation, biological process: positive regulation of TOR signaling.
AUGCGAAUAACGGGCGCAAGUGACAGCAGCGGCGGCUACAUCGACUCUCCUGCCAACAUGUCGCUGCGGAAUGGGUCGUCCUACUGGAGCACGGAAAACCUCCCGCCUAAUGCGUCUCUUAGCGCUUACUCGUCUUUCGCUGGUGGAAGCGCGAUAUCUGGAGCGGGCGACAGCCACUUCUUCCCUCCCGGUGCAUCCGGCUUCUCCUUCGAAGGACCAGCAUCCUCGUCUAUCUGGGACGCCUCGUACCGCUCUUCUCUCGCCGCCUCGCCCUCCCUCUUUGACGACAGUCGUCCAUCACCCGGUCUCCGCCAAUCGACGAACGAGUCUUCCCCCCUCAACCCGCAAACGUAUUCCUCCGAAGGAUCCGGCUCUCGCUCCCGCAAUACCUCGGCGGUCCAUCUGUGGGAUCUACCCAACUCGGCAUCGACGUCAAGGUCGAACGGCAGCUCGGCAUUUCGCACGUCAAGUCCAGUUGGCGGCGGACGCAAGGCGAAAGAAGCCAGUCGCGCAUUGCGGUACACCGUCUCGGGCAUCUCGCGAGACAAAGGGCUCGUCGGGCUUGCCAAGCCGCCGAAAGAGGCGGAACAAGGGCGAGUAGCGGUUGCAGGAAAGACCGCGCUCAAGAUCCUCAAGGUUCCGCACGGAGGCUCGCGGCAAACCUCGUCGGCUCCUGUCACCGCUGCGCCCACGCCUUCGUCGUCUUAUCGCUCGACGUCGAUUGCUGCGCGUCGAAGCAGAUCACGGGGCUCGCCUGCGCCUGGCGCGAUUCGGGACGACUCCGUCGGUCGGGAGGACAAUUCUGCGGACGAGAAGGAGGAGGUCAGCGAGGUACUUGACGUGCGGCAUGGAAGUCGGCUCGGUCCCGCGUACCUCUUCAGCGAUAUUCGAUGGGGAUAUGGAGCGACCGCCAACAAGCUCGCGACUGCUUUCGGCAACGGCGCAGUCGUGCUGUGGGAUCUAGCGAAGGAGGGCUCGCGAAUAGACCAGCUCAAGUACGAGCACGACCGAGCCGUCAACCGCGUCGUCUUCGGCGGUCAAACGGGUAACUGGCUGCUGAGCGGAGGACAAGAUGGCCAGAUGAAGCUUUGGGACAUCCGCGAGUCUCGGCCAGCAUCCAUGAUCCUCAAGGCUUCCUCGCCCGUCCGCCAGCUCUCCUUCUCGCCCUCGCCUUCCCAACCCUUCACUCUGGUAGCAGCUUGUGCGUCCGGCACACUCAUUCGGUACGACGUCCGCUUCGUCGCACGGCAGAACGGCGGCGCGACAGAUAGGGUAGCAGGUCAUAUCGGUUCCUGCCUCGCCAUGGAUUGGCGAGACGGGUUCUCCUGCGAGCGGACUCCCAGCUCGGCUGGUACGCCAGGGGUGACGAGCGAGACUGCUGGCGGUGGAAGAGAAGGUGGCUGGGUCGUCACUGGCGGAGUCGACCGCACGAUCAAGAUCUGGGACUUCAGCCUCCCAACUCUUUCGACGAAACCCGUCCGCACGCUCUACGCCUCGCAGCCUGUUCGCAGCGUCGCCUGGCAUCCGACUCGCGCGACUGAGCUCGCUUCGAGCCCUAUGCCCAGUCUUGGGUUGGGCGCUACAGGCGAAGGCAGCUCGGGCAGUCUCGGCGAGGACGCGCCCGUGACGCCCCUGGCCGCGCAGGAUCCCGCCAUCACCGCUGCCGUCAAGGGCGAUUCGUUGCGGGUCAAGUCGGCUCUCGACGGUGACGCUUGGAAGAACGAGAUCGAAGUUUGGGACGUGCGGCGGCCGUACUUUCCGAAGGUCGCAAUCAAGACAGAGGAGCCGACGGCUGCGCUCGUCUACAACGACGACGAGACGAUCUGGGCGGCCUCCAAAGCAACGCCGACCUUCCUGCAGCACGACGUUGGCAGCGACUCAUACUCGAUCCUCGACGGCAUCGACCGCACCGUGACGACCUGGGAUGCUGCCGGCGAGCUCGCCUUUGUUGAUGACGGCCGCAAGCUGAACGAUGUCCCGUUCGAACGACCCUCACGCUUCAUGCCGCCUGUCGAUGCUCCCAAACAUCGCCCCGAGACUUUCGUCAGCGCCGUUGCGGAUGUCGACACGGACUUCUCGAUCGAGUCUUUCGUCUACCUCGCCGAGAACUGGCGACUCUCCGGCAAGUUCUCCGAGGUAUGCGAGCACAAUGCGCAAGUCAGUCUCUACGCUGGACGACCUGAUGCCGGCCACGUCUGGGCGACGUUGCGGACAUGGUUCGACGAUGAGCCUUUCUUCCCGUCCGAAGCGACUUCGCCAACCGCGACGCCGCCGCCAGAGCCGAUACCGCCUCCUCCAGUCGUCGAUCUUCCCGCGUCUCAAUGGCUGACGUCGCCCAAGGCGCUUUCCGCGCCCCAGAAGUCGAGCCACUCUCGCCGAGGGUCUCGCUCAGGUCGACCAUCCUUCUCGUCUGGCCGCACCUCUCGUCGGUCGUCGCUCGAGGGAGGUCACGGUGCACACAGCGAGUCGACAAGCCGGCCUCGCCUCGAUGCCUUCUCGGAAGAGUCGACCGCGAGUGAGACGGAUCCUGCCGACGGGAAGAAGCUCUACCCGGACCUCAGUUCAACGUCCUCCGACUCCGAGCACGAGAUCAUCGGUCGUCGAAGAGCAUCGCGCUCGUCGACGAACGGCUCGCAGGCCAUCGAUGACGACGAAGACGACAUCCGCCUCUCCAAUCUCGCUUCUCGCGUCAUCUCUCGUCGCAACUCGUCCUCGUCAAGCUCGAGCAGUGACGCCGACCUCGACGACGGCGACGAGACUGGACGCACCGGCCGCUCCCGCCUCUCCCGCUCCGCCCGACUCGCCUCAAUGCACGCAUCCUUCAUCUCAAAUCGCUCGAGGCGACCUAGCGCGAGCGCUGGAAGCAACAGUAUCGAACGGCGUGGGAUUCGCUCGCGGGAGAGCACGCUUCCUCGCAAGGCUUCCGGUCGUCAACAGUCUCUCGAAGUCACAAGUAAGGGUCGCCGACGCUCCAUCGACCAGUCCGGCGACGCGAGUCGACGGGGCUCAGCAGACCACGGCUCGGCUGUCCACAAUUACUCUCGACGAGGCUCGAAGGAUGCCGCAGCGGGGCCAAGCGGACGCGAGCUCUCUCGUCUCGCCGGCUUACAGCACGCUUCCGACGCCCACGAAGUCGUACGUCGACAACUUGUGGCGACGCUUCACGAUUAUGCGGACCGGGGAGACUCGCAGCUCUGCGCCGUCGUCUGCUGCGUCCUGCAGGACAAGGACGUCGAGUUUGACCGGCUCUGGCUGGCUCGUGUCACGAAAACCUACCUCGACCACCUUCGUCGACUCGACCUGCACAUUCCCGCCGCCGCGCUCAACAAGUUUUGCGACGUCGCCGCCUUGACGGCGCUAACCCAAAACACGGUCGUCUUUCACACGGCGUGCGGCGCGUGUGGGAAGCCGGUCGACCAGCCGCCUUUCGACUUUUGCAUCCGCUGCCGGAGGAGGAUCGCCACAUGCUGCAUCUGCCACCUCGCUGUCGACUCGCUGUACACGCUGUGCGCAGGCUGCGGGCACGGCGCUCACGUCGACUGCCUCGAAGCGUUCGCGUCAAGUGUUGCCGACACCCUCACCGCCUCGCUUCCGCAGACGCCUCUCGACCACUCGCACCCCUCGACGCCGGGUAUCGCCACGCCGUUGCGAGCCUGGCUUUGGGGUGAGGACGACGACGAUCCGGCCUGGUCGACGGCAGCGGCUACCGAAGGCGGUGCCUACCUCGCUGCGAAGCAGCUGAAGAACGUGUUGUCCGGCUGUCCUGCAGCAUGCGGACACUCGCCGUGCUCCCUCAUGCCGUCUGCCGCGUAG